UUUCUAGAUUUAGUCUUUCAAAAUUGUCAUAUCCCAAACCAUAGCCACAGCUUCGUCUCCACUCACAAACCCUAAAAAUGGAGAACUCACCCCCAGUCGAUAGGAUCAGCCAUUUACCAGAUGAUAUACUCUGUAGAAUACUCUCUUUUCUCCCAACAAAACUCGCUUUCACCACCACCGUUCUCUCCAAAAGAUGGACCCCACUUUACAAAUUACUCACAUCUCUAUCCUUCGACGACGAAUCCGUUCUAGACGAAGAUACCUUCCUCCGUUUCUGUCGCUUCGUCGACACAGUCACGUUCUCCACCGAUCUCAUCAAAACGCUUCACCUCAAUUGUGGUUCUCCUAAUUGGAAACAUUUCAAUCUUGACCUUUGGAUCGGAACUGCAAAACGACAUCCCGUUGAGAAUUUCAAUCUCGUCGGUACGUGGCGAUCGAUCCCCUUGCGGCCAAGUAUUUUCAGAUUUCCAUCACUCGUUGUUCUCAAAUUGAAGACGCUAAAAAUAAUCGUUGGUAAUAUCACUGUUGAUCUUCCAUUGUUGAAAAUUCUUCAUUUGGAUCGCGUUUAUUUGAAAAAUAAGACGAAUUUCAACAAGAUUCUCUAUGGAUGUCCCGUUUUGGAAGAUUUGAUUGCUAACAUUUACUAUAAAGAACCAACACCUGAGCCUGAUGAGGUUUUUACUCUUAGUAAAGCCACCGCCACUGGAGAGUUUAAAAUCUUACCCAAGUUGAUCAGAGUUCAAAUCAAUGCAGACGAGGUUCCGUUUAGAGCAAUUCACAAUGUCGAGUUUUUAGCACUCACUAUGAGAAGCAGGCUUCCUGAUCCGGAGAUCAAUUCCUAUAACAUACUCUCUCCUAUAUUUCGAAACCUAAUCCUCCUUCAAUUAUGCAUGUAUAACUUUCAUCACUGGGAUCAUGUAAUGGAAGUGCUUCAGCAUUGCCCUAAUAUUCAAGUUCUCAGAAUUAAUAAGCUGUCACCCGACAAUAUUAAUUGGAAAUACCCAAAUUUUGUUCCUGAAUGCAUUUCGUCUCACCUCAGAUCAUGUACUAUAAACUAUGAAGGCCGGGAAGAUGAACUUCGAUUUACAAAAUAUAUUCUACUGAAUGCGCGGCUUUUAGGGGUCAUGAAAAUCAACAUUAGCCAUUCAUCAAAUCCAAAGCCAAAUCGGCGUAUUUUAAAAGAAGAGUUAUCCUCGUUUCCAAGGAUUUCUCGCAAAUGUAAGCUUUCAGUUAGUUGAAGGACAUAGGAUUGUCUCUGCAUACAAAUGAAAUGGAAAGAAGCCUUUUAAUAUGAUCUAAUUUGACGGUUAACUGCCAUUAUGGUGGAAGAACUUUGCAAUUUAUGUUUCAUUAUUGGAUGGAUGUAUUAUUAUUUUAUUGAAUAGUUUUAACUGUAAUAUUAACUUAAUUGUCUAUUCUUAGCUAUGGAUAAAUUUAGUUGCUACUCUUAAGUGAAUUAACUAUUUAUUAGCUACCAUA
Molecule: messenger RNA, 1479 nt
Organism: Medicago truncatula (barrel medic)
Lineage: Eukaryota; Viridiplantae; Streptophyta; Magnoliopsida; Fabales; Fabaceae
Product: FBD-associated F-box protein At3g52670
Exons: 3
Coding region: 78-1238 (386 amino acids)
Molecular function (GO): protein binding
Source: RefSeq, a predicted model, not a curated record